This is a messenger RNA of Sus scrofa (pig), 2712 nucleotides long. Lineage: Eukaryota; Metazoa; Chordata; Mammalia; Artiodactyla; Suidae. The record is from RefSeq and is a predicted model, not a curated record.
CCUGCAAAGCAGCUUGCGCCUGCGUGGUUGGGCGGCUUUAGGGCGGGGUAGGUUUAUAUUCGCAGAGGAUCAGCUGACACCCUGCAUUGCAGUGUGCGGAGUCAGGCGGCGUCAUGUACACCUUGUUCCUCUUGGCUGGCCUUCUGGGCGCGGCUCUCGCCAGCCCCGUCCUGGGCCUGAGAGAGUGCACCAGGGGCUCGGCCGUGUGGUGCCAGAACGUGAAGACAGCAUCCGACUGCGGGGCCCUGCAGCACUGCCUGCAGACCGUCUGGAACAAGCCAACCGUGAAAUCCCUUCCCUGUGACAUAUGCAAAGAUGUCAUCACUGCAGCUGGCGACAUGUUGAAAGACAAUGCCACUGAGCAGGAGAUCCUCGUGUACUUGGAGAGGACGUGUGACUGGCUUCCCAAGCCGAACAUGUCUGCCACGUGCAAGGAGAUCGUUGACUCCUACUUCCCUGUCAUCCUGGACAUGAUUAAAGGACAGAUGAGCAAGCCCGGGGAGGUGUGCUCCGCUCUGAACCUCUGCGAGUCUCUUCAGAAGCACCUGGCGGAGCUGACCCAGCAGAAGCAGCUCGAGUCCAAUCAGAUACCAGAACUGGAUCUGGCCGAGGCGGUGGCUCCCUUCAUGGCCAACAUCCCCCUCCUCCUCUACCCUCAGGACGGCUCCAGCAGCAAGCCCCGGCCGAAGGCUGAUGGGGACGUUUGCCAGGACUGCAUUCAGAUGGUGACUGACCUCCAGAACGCUGUGAGGACCAACUCCACCUUUGUCGAGGCCUUGGUGAACCACGCCAAGGAGGAGUGUGACCGCCUGGGGCCCGGCAUGGCCGACAUGUGCAAGAACUAUAUCAGCCAGUACUCGGAAAUCGCUAUCCAGAUGAUGAUGCACAUGCAGGAUCAGCAACCCAAGGACAUCUGUGGGCUGGUUGGAUUCUGUGAGGAGGUGAAGGAGGUGCCCAUGCAGACUCUGGUGCCUGCCAAGGUGCUCUCGGAGAAAGUCAUCUCUGCCCUGGAGCUGGUGGAGCCCAUAAAGAAGGACCUGGUCCCGGAGAAGGCCACUAUUUACUGUGAGGUGUGCGAGUUCGUGGUGAAGGAGGUGGCCAAGCUGAUCGACAACAACAGGACCGAGGAGGAAAUCAUUCACGCUCUGGACAAAGUGUGCUCCAAGUUGCCCACGUCCAUGUCCGAGGAGUGCCAGGAGUUGGUCGACACGUACGGCAGCUCCAUCCUGUCGCUCCUCCUGCAGGAGGCGAGCCCUGAGUUGGUGUGCAGCAUGCUCCAUCUCUGCUCCACCCAGGGGCUGCCCGUGUUGACUGCGCGUGUGACACCGCUGAAGGACGGUGGCUUCUGUGAGGUGUGCAAGAGGCUGGUGAGCUAUUUGGACCGCAACCUGGAGAAAAACAGCACAAAGCAGGAGAUCCUGGCUGCCCUGGAGAAAGGCUGCAGCUUCCUGCCUGACCCGUACCAGAAGCAGUGCGAUCAGUUCGUGACGGAGUACGAGCCUGUGCUGGUUGAGAUCCUGGUGGAGGUGAUGGAGCCGUCGUUCGUGUGCUCGAAAAUUGGAGCCUGCCCUUCAGCCCAUAAGCCUCUUUUGGGAACUGAGAAGUGCGUCUGGGGCCCGAGCUUCUGGUGCCAGAACAUGGAGUCGGCAGCCCUGUGCAACGCUGUCGAGCACUGCAAGCGUCACGUGUGGAACUAGAAGGCACGUUCCAUCCUGGAGAAACUGCAGCAUUUUUUCCUGCUUGUGUGUCUGGGGGAACGAACACACAGAUCUGUCGACUUUGUCCAAAAAUAGCCCCCCCCUCCCCCCAGUCCCUUUCUUCUCUCCCUCAUCGUAGCGCUGCUGUGGGUGGGCUGCUGAAGUGGCCUCUUCAGGGUCCCUUUCCUCUGCUAGAUGGAUGCUGACGUACUAUAUAUACACACUGGAGGUUUCUGAGUCUGUCCCUGCAUGGUGGUGGCCCGAAGGAGGAGGAGGAGAAGGGGGCACUCUUGACAGAGGCUGUCCAUCCUCCAGGCUGGGCCUUGGGUGCUGAGGCCUCUGCCUCCUCUAAGGAGGGACCUUCCCCCAUCCUGGGCCGCAGAUUGCAAAACACACACACUUUUAUAUAAAAGCUGAGGUGCUCAGUAUAGUUGUCACUGUACUGGAGCUUGUGGAAGCAGGACCUAGUGGGGCUGGGCUCGCUCUCCCGGGGUCAAUCUUCAGUCGAGCGUUCCUAUGUCUUUCCUGGUGAUGCUGUGUUUGUGUUUCUGUGGGUUGGGGGCCGGGGGUGGGGUGGGGGGGAACGUGCCAGAAUGUAAUCUGCUGGUUCUCUGUGGAGAUCCUGCGGGCCUGCUUUUGUGUGAAACAUGGACAGUGGUGACCGCCUCCUGCCCGCUCUUGUGUCCAUCCUGCAGAGCAGGACUGCCAUUGCUCUAGGCAGCAUGGCCUCCCCCUCCUGCCCCCCAUUUUAUAGGUGUUCUUUUUGACCUGCAAAUACAUGUGGAUGAUAAGCUCCUAAGCCUCUGGCUUCCAGGUAGAGGGUCUGUUGGGUGUGCUGUCCCGGGGCCUCGGUUGCCACCCUGCCUCCUCUCCCGUCUGGCUGCAUCUUCUGCUCCACUUCUGGUUGCCAGGAGACAGCUAGACGCGCAGUUGCUAUUAAAUGAACUUAACAAUUUUUUUAGUUUCGUUUUGCACUAAAACUUCUGUGAUUUAACAAUAAAGUCCGUCAACCAGA